Messenger RNA from Sitodiplosis mosellana (orange wheat blossom midge), 11042 nucleotides. RefSeq names its product toll-like receptor 7. The transcript has 2 exons. Gene Ontology annotation, biological process: signal transduction. Gene Ontology annotation, molecular function: protein binding. The record is from RefSeq and is a predicted model, not a curated record. Lineage: Eukaryota; Metazoa; Arthropoda; Insecta; Diptera; Cecidomyiidae. Bases 2759 to 6850 code for a protein of 1363 amino acids.
CAGUUUGAGUCCGACCGUUGACAAAGCAAGACGUGUGAAACACAAUUUUUUUUGUGUUUAGCGACAAAACACAAAGUAUUAGUUGUUCGUGUUGUGCGUGUAUUGUCGCUCUCGGGUAACGCGCUACUAAAUCUUGUUUCAUUUAUUCGUUCGUCCAUUUGGUUCACAAUCCGAAGAAAAACCAAAUUAAAUACAAAUUAUUUAGCUGACGCACACGAAAGAUUGAAAAAUAAAAACGAAAAUCUCAAACAAGGAAAACAACUAAACUACACAAAAUUAGUGUUUUUUUGUUUCCGAUUAAUUUAGUUUACAAUUUCACUAGAAAUCAUAUUCAUCGAACUUUGAGUUUAAAAGUUGAUUUACCGUCGCUAGAAAUGUAUUUAACAUAACAUCCAAAUGGCUUUUUAUGAAAAAUACUGACAAAAUACAGUUAAAAAACAGAAAAAUAACAAACUUAUUUAGUGUAUCUGUGCUUCCGAAAUAAAAUAUUCUGCAUAUGACAUAUUUUGAAAUGUUGGGUUUGGAUAAAAACAAAUUAAAAUAGAUUCAACAAUGAGAAAAGAAAACACAAUCGAUUUUAACCGUCACAUUUCCCAAUUAUGUUGUGGUAUUAGCUCACAAAACCUACCAGAAAUCCCCGUUUCAGUUCACGAAUAGACAGAAAAAAAUAUUUACAAGAAUUCUAGCACAAUUUUAAAAUAUUACCCAAAUUAGGAACACUUCGUUAAUUUAAAAAAAAAAAGUUUGUUUUUCUAAUUUUAUGUGUAUAUGCAUGUGUAUGUGAAUCGUGACAAAUAUUCACAAACCACAUCAUUACGGUAACGCUAUUAUUAUCGUUUACAAAGCAAGGUGCAGAAAAAUCGAAGCGAAAAUAAAACAUCGACCACACCGACGGCACUGGCUCCGCGUUAUAUAUUUUCGUUCAUCCAUUUAGUUCAAUGAAUGGCGUUCCAUGGAACCGUGAAAAGAAAACCAAACAAACGAAUAGUGUUAAUGUGCUAAAAGUUGAAGCAAUUUGCACGCCGAACAAAAAUCAAAUACAUUUUAUUGUAGUCCAUAAUUGUGAAAGUGAAGUAUUUUCAUUUCAAGAUACGAAACGAACAAACAAAAAAUCCCAAUUCAAUAGCGAGUCUCAUUCGCGAUAAAAUCAUAUACUGAAGAGAUUUGGGCUUUGGGCGUUAUGGACAGAGACUCUUAUAUAAAAAUUAAAUUACUAACAAAAAUUGAGCAGUGACCGAUUUUGAAUGAUUUCACCAGUACUAUGGACAUAAAAACUGCCUUGUCUUCGACGUAGACUUCAUUUUUUCAUGAAAUAUUAGUUUUGACAUCCGAUAAAACUCUGGAUUGUGAAUACAAAAUGAACAAAACAAGCAAUGUGUGAACAAAAGAACAGUUAUUUAUGUGUUUAAAAUAGGAAAAAAGGCGGAACAUUGUGUAACACAAUUAUGAAAUUGAAUUGAAAUUCAUCUCUGUGUGCAAUUAUAUUCUCUCGAUUUCUAUUCGCCAGUUAAAGCAAUUAGCAAGUUUAAUUACAACCAAAAAUCAUCGAAAACUUUACGCCAACCUAAAAUGCUUAACAGUGAACCAUCAAAUUGAAAAGAAAAAAAACUGAUUCAACGAUUAAAAACUGUCAUACAAAGAAAUUGCUAUAGUUGCAACAACUGCGGUGCAUGAAACACAAGUCAUUGUGAACACGGAAUUAUAUCUUGGAGUGAUAAAAUGAUGAAGCGGAUUUGCAGCAGUUGGUUCUGUUGUCCAUUUUGUUUUUUUUAACUCAGGAAUUUGAAGAAAACGCAUCUUCGACGUCGGUGUAAUUAAAUUAAAUGAAAAAUAGUAUCACAACAAGCAGAGAGUGUCUUUAUUUUAUAUGCUUGCAUGUGUGUCUCUCCCUCUCUCUCUCUAUGUGUGUGUAUGUGAGCGUCUGUGUUCGUUGAUCGCGUACCGAGAGCGAAAGAAACGCGAAUAACUUUCUUGUGUGCGCGUUGAUGGUUACAUGCAAGAAUAAUACAGACGAACUGUUGCUAUAGACAAUUUCAUAAAUGUGCAUAAAAAGUGGCAAACAAGAACUGCAAUAACAGUCAAUGACUCCAACUCGGCAUUGCAUUAAAUUAUUACAUUUAUAUGUAAGCGUUCAACUGCUGCGACGUAUUGUGAAACCGAUCAACGGAGUUGGAACCACAAUAAAACGAAUAAAGAAGAAAAUAUCAAAUGAUAUGAGAGUACAGCAUCAGAGCGAAGUUUAAAAGAGCAUACACAAAAUCAAUUAAGGCAUUAUCAAAGUCCAGUUGAAUGGAGCAGAAGCAGUACAUCGCAAUCCAACCAACAACAGCAACAACAACAGAAAAGAGCAAAGCAAGCAAAUAAGUGUUCAUUAUUCGCUUUCUCUAUUCCUGCUUCGAUAUUAAUUUUUUCGUCGUUGCUGCGCUCAUUUUAUUAUAUUGACGUAUAGUUUUUCCUGCAGUUUUUUUUUUAAAUUCGUUUGCGUGCAUAUCGAGUUCGUCGUACAUCUCAACGGAUCGUUCCUGGAUUUUCUUAUUUUCUUCUGUUUCGUUUCGUUUUCUUUUUCUCAACUUCACCGUUCAAUUCAACUUCACUUGAAAAGUGAGUGAGUUUGUUUGCCUGUAAAUAAACGUGAAGUCAUACGGAAGGAGCCUGGUAGCAGAACGUUUUAAAUUUGCAUUUUGCAUCGGCAUUAUUAUCAUUAUUAUUCAGUCAAAAUCGCAUCUCAUCGCUUGCGAAAGUAUCAAAUGUUGCCAUCAUGCAGAAAAAUUUAAUCUUUUGUUCGUUUUAUUCGUCCGCAUCACAAUUGAUUUAUAUAAAUAUCGUCAUUGCAUUAAACGUUCUAUGGAUGACAUUGGCAAUAGGAAGCACCGUAGCCGGUCAAUGUACAUGGGAUUACAGUAGUAAAACGAACAGCAUUACUUGUCAUCUGAAGGCGCUUGAUCAGUCAACAAACUUGGACUUGCAGCCAGCGCAAGACUCUGAUAAAUUGACCAUUCAGUGCAGCGAACAUCUUUUGCAUGAGAGCGAAUUACCAAAAAAUGCAUUCGCUCAGCUACGCAAUUUGAAUGAGCUGGUUAUCGAUUCGUGUAAAUUACAUUAUUUGCCCACUGACACGCUAACGGGAUUGAAAGGAUUGAAACGAAUAACGAUACGAACACGGAAUGCUGAAUGGGGCCCAAGCAAGAGUCUUGAACUGAAUGUAACGUCGUUACAUGCACUGAAAGAACUAGAAGUAUUGAAUUUGAUCGAUAGCAAUUUGCGGACAAUACCUGAGGGUGCAUUUUGUGAAUUGCCAACACUGCAAGUAUUGAAUGUAACACGGAAUCGCAUUCGAUCGACAGAUAAUUUGGGAUUUUCGCAGAAAUCAUGUGUGGCCGGUGGCGAGGGCGAUUUACGUGUACUCGACUUGAGCCGAAAUGAGUUAACAUCGCUACCCGAAAAUUGGUCAGUUGCAAAACUACGUCGUUUGCAGCAAUUGAACCUGGAACACAACAACAUUACCGAAAUCUCGGGCGAAGCAUUGGCCGGACUACCUUCGCUACGCAUAUUCAAUAUUAGCUAUAAUCAGCUACACGUACUGCCAAAUGGUUUGUUUGCUGGUGCUCGUGAUUUCCAAGAGAUUCAUUUACAGCACAACCAACUGUUCGAAAUACCACGCGGCCUGUUUCAUAAGCUCGAGCAAUUGUUGAUAUUGGAUUUGAGCGGCAAUCAAUUAUCCAGUCAUCACAUUGACAAUGGCACAUUUUCUGGCCUGAUACGGUUAAUAGUAUUGAAUUUGGCACACAAUGCGCUCACACGCAUCGAUGCGAAAACAUUUCGUGACUUAUAUUUUUUGCAAAUACUAGAUCUGCGAAACAAUUCAAUUGGCCACAUCGAGGACAACACAUUCCUGCCGUUAUAUAAUUUGCAUACGCUCAAUUUGGCGGAAAAUCGGCUGCACACUAUAAACGACGAACUAUUCAAUGGACUUUUCGUGCUGUCCAAACUAACGUUAAAUAAUAAUUUGAUUAGUAGUAUCGAAUCGAGUGCAUUUAAAAAUUGCUCGGAUCUGAAAGAAUUGGACUUGAGCACAAAUCAACUGCAAGAAAUACCGAGCGCCAUUCAAAAUUUAACCAUGCUGCGGACAUUGGAUCUGGGCGAAAAUCAAAUCACUGAAAUUAAUAGCGGUGCAUUCCGCAACCUCAAUCAGCUAACUGGGCUGCGUCUCAUUGACAACCACAUUGGAAAUAUCACCAAGGAGAUGUUCACCGAUUUGCCACGCUUGAGCGUAUUGAACUUGGCGAAAAAUCGUAUCCUGCUAAUUGAGCGCGGGUCAUUCGAAUCAAAUAACGAAAUUGAAGCGCUUCGUCUGGAUCGCAAUUUCAUAAAUGAUAUCAAUGGCGUGUUUGCCACGCUCAACUCGUUGCUCUGGCUUAAUUUAGCUGAAAACCAUCUAGUCUGGUUUGAUUAUGCGUUCAUUCCACGAAGUUUAAAGUGGUUGGAUCUGCACGCCAAUUACAUAGAGGAGCUAGGAAACUAUUACAAAUUGCAGGAGGAAAUCAGCUUGAAAACACUUGAUGCCAGCCACAAUCGUCUGAGCGAUGUGGGACCCAUGGCCGUGCCCAACAGCAUCGAACUGUUAUUCAUCAAUAACAAUCUCAUUCGCAACGUAUAUCCGAACACAUUCAUCGAUAAAGUGAAUUUAACUCGCGUUGAUUUGUAUUCGAAUGCAUUGACCAAAAUGCAUCUGCAUACGCUGCGUUUGGCACCGAUACCGUCGACAAAGCCCCUGCCAGAGUUUUAUUUGGGCGGUAAUCCAUUCGAAUGCGAUUGUUCGAUGGAUUGGCUUCAAUCUGUGAACAAUUUGACAGCGCGCCAACAUCCCCGAAUCAUGGAUUUGGCGAAUGUCGAGUGCAUUAUGCCCCACGAGCGCGGUGCCGCGGUUCGAUCCGUUGCCACAUUGGAUGCCAAAGAUUUCCUUUGUAAGUACGAAACAAUGUGCUUUGCCCUGUGUCAUUGCUGUGAUUUCGAUGCAUGCGACUGUGAAAUGAUCUGUCCAACAAACUGUACGUGCCAUCACGAUCAAACUUGGACCGCGAAUGUAGUAGACUGCGGCGGAGGAGGCCAACCAGCGAAUGUACUGCCGAAAAAAGUGCCUAUGGAUACAACAAUACUCUAUUUGGAUGGCAACGUAAUUAACGAGCUGCAGAACAAUGCAUUUAUCGGCCGAAAAAAUCUGCAGCAAUUGUAUUUGAAUAAUAGUGCGCUGCAUCGAUUGCAAAAACGUGCAUUGGCUGGUUUGCAUUCACUCGAAAUUAUACACUUGGAGCAAAAUCAAUUACGUACGUUGCAUGGCCACGAAUUCGAUAAUUUGAGCCAAUUGAAGGAGCUGUACUUACAGAACAAUCAGCUCGACUAUGUGGCAAAUGACACGUUUGCACCACUUAAAUCGCUACAGUUGUUACGUAUCGAUGGUAAUCGUCUUGUAACAAUGACGAUGUUUCAAACGCUCGCACCGCCACACCACUUUUCAAACCUGAAAUCAUUGUCAAUCGGCCGAAAUGCCUGGAGUUGUCGUUGCUUAUUUUUACGGGAACUCACCUCUUUUGUCAGUGACAACGCCGUUAUUUUGGACGAUUCUCAAGACAUUUACUGUAUGGACGGAGCGAUAAAGCGUGAGCUAGAUUUUAAUUCAUCUAGCGAUUGCAGCAGCUUUUAUGAGGGUCGAUCAGUUUUGUUGCCUGACAUCAGCAUUAAUGAACAUAUUCCACUACUUCUGACGGCCCUCGCCCUAAUCAUCAUUGUCACCAUUCUUGUAUUGGCUAUUGUAUUUCGAGAGCAAUUACGCAUUUGGUUAUUCGCAAAAUGCGGCGUUCGAAUUUGUGAAACCAUCGGCGAAGAUUAUGAAAAGCUGUACGAUGCGGUAUUUUUGUACUCGGAAAAGGACUAUGAGUUGGUGACAAGAGAAAUAGCUGCCGAAUUGGAGAUACGACCGCCACAAUUACGUUUGUGUCUGCAACAUCGGGAUUUAACGCACGACGCAACCUAUUUGCAAAUACUCGAAUCAGCACGUGCAUCAAAACGUGUCGUUAUAUUAUUGUCGCGUAAUUUCCUGCAGACCGAAUGGAGUCGAUAUGAAGUAAGAAAUGCUGUCCAUGAAGCGCUAAAAGAACGGCCCCAAAAAUUAGUUUUAUUAGAAGAGCACGAUGCAUUGCUAGAGGCCGAAAGUGAUUUAGAACUACUGCCGUAUUUGAAGUCACGUGUUGUCAAUGGCAUAAAAUUGUCUGAUAAGCAUUUCUGGGAAAAAUUGCGGUACGCAUUACCGGCUGAAAUCCAACAACGAUGCAACAAUUAUACACUGCACCAUCAUCAAACGCUACAUAAUCCACUUGAUCGUAUACCGAAAGCAUCAAACUCGGAUAACAUUUGUCUGCAGCAGCAAUCAUCAAAUCCACAUCAGACACAGUCAACGAUGCACUUACAUCAUCCCCUGCACGGAGUGCCGCUGCAGCAACAGCCACCAUCGUAUUAUCAACAGGAAAAUGACGAAGCAAAUUAUUCAUCAGCGACAACGGCAACACCGAGUCCGCUUGGACGACGGGCCACCUGUAUUGAUUCUGGUGACGAUCAAUUGCAUCAUCAACCGUUACAUAGUCAAAAUCAACAGCAGCGUCCUCCAUCAGAGCACAUAUAUUUUAGCAUUGAAUCUGAUUAUAAUUCAACUCUAGCUCCAGAAUCAAAUGCUGGCAACGAAUUUGUUAACACUCAAACCACAUUAAAUACAAAUUCCGUUCACCGACCCGUCAUAGGAGCUCAACAAUGGCGCUUAACUGGAAAUAAAAAUAGUGCACAACCGUACAUGGUUUAGUUUUAGUCAGCUCGCUAGCGAGACAGAUAGAAAUGAAAAAAAAAAACGAAACACAAAAUACACAAGAAUGAAUAAGUUUGGAAAGCGAAACAUAUAUUCAACAAUUCUAAGAAUAAAACGAAGAGAAUUUCAUUCCAAAUGACAUGAACGUGCACGAAAAGUAAAUACGGUGAAACAGUGUAUGAAAAAGAAAGGAAAGAAGAGAUAAGAUUGAGUACGCUUAAGCAUUUUAAGGAGAAAAGUCAAAUGAAUAUGAUUAAGCGAUAACUCAUAAACGAUAAUAGCAUAGUUAUAAGCAAGUGACUGACUAAAAAAAACAUACACACACACAUAAUCUCAGAGGCUCUCACAGAGAAGUAGCAAUUAAAAGAAGAUGUGGAAACUCAACGAAAGAAUAAUGGAGAAAAAUUUCAUAUAAUACAUAAAACACAACAUUUUAAUGAAGACGAAAUUUAGCAUUAAAUAAGAUGAAACACAAAUAAGUGGUAUGAACAGAGAAAAAAAAAAUUAAAUUCAUUCACACAUUUACGCGAGUGUUCGUAUGUGAAAAAGAAUGGACAAAUCACUGCUCAUCGUCUUCAAAAAUGGGUGCUAGUAUGUUGAGUGAAUGAAAAAAAAAACUUUAUGAAAAUAAAAUCCAUAAAUUAAACAAAAAAUGGACGACAGAAAAGUAAGGAGGAAAAAAACUAAUGAUUAUUGCUGCAUUCAUUUUGAGACAUUCAAGUAUUGAGUCUUGAAAAAUAUGCGUGCGCGCUUAUCAAAAGGAAAAAAAACAUAUGAUUGUAGUUGUGCGUUUGAUGUCUUCAUCAAAUAUUGCAAAAUUAUAAAAAUACCAAUCGUAGAAGGAAUGUUUCCAGUGUAUGGAAGACAAAAAAUAUCAACAAGCGGAGGUAGAACCUUGAUUAAAGGUGCUGCGGCAUUUAUUCCACACUAUUGAUGAUUCAUUCUCUUUUUAUUCGUUUCUUGAAUUCAAGCGUACACAUAAGUUCAAAGCAAUAAGUAUGAAGUUUAUUGAAGAGUGAAAUGCUUAAAAAAUGAUCAAGCAAAUGUUGCUAAAUGAAGCAAAUAAACAACACAAAAGGCAAAUAGCACACGUUCAUACAUACAUUUGAAAUAUUAUGGAGAAAAAAACAUACACACACAGUUAUUUUUCUUGCAUUGUUUGAUGUAAUACAUGCGAAUGAAAGGGCUAUUAAGAAAUAUGUAUUUUUUUACAUUAAUUUCACAACGACAACCAAAUCAUCAUUCUAACAUGAAAUGGUUCAUAUUAGAUUUUGAACAAUAUUUGUAUGGUUUUUUUUUCUCUUCUCAAACAGCCUUUUCAUACUAUGUUUCAAGAGCAAGUAUUUCAAAAGUGAUGUCCACUGGAUUUAGGUAAUUCUUACUUUGAAAUCAAAAAAAAGUCGACUAUAUUCACACUUUGAAUGCGUUUAAAAUAAAAAAAAAUUUAAAAAAUAGUCAUCAUUUGGAAUCGUCAUAACAAUGAAUGAUUCAACCGGUGCCAUUACAAGCUCAAACAAAAUAUUAUAUCACUUGAAGUCAUAUGGCUAUUGGUAGGCAAAUUGAAAACAAAAGAAACCCGAAAAUGAAUAUUUGCACAAUAUAGCAAUGUAUAUCAUAAAAGAAAGAGAAACAAAAAAGAAUCACAAAGAGUACAUCAACAUUGUCAUUAAGUGGCGCACAGCAAUAUCAAGUGAAACAAAAAUUAUUACUUUAGAAAACAAUACACGUAAAGAUGCUUCAAAAUUAACGGCAACUAACUAGGUAUGCAUAUAAAAUGUUAAGGCUUACAAUUAAGAGGAAAAUAUUUAAAAUCGCAAGGAAGAGAUGAUGAACAAAAAAAGGGAGAGGAUGAAAUAUUAAAAGAAAAAAGAUUAAAUCUGUGAUAUUAUGUAAAAUAAAAAGAAAAUGAUAUGAAACAAAUGAACAACUAUUCGAAUGAACAGCCACUAAACAGUGAACCAAACAUUAUCAUACAUAGAUUUGGCCCUUGAAAUGAGAAUUUUGUACAUGAUAAAAUUUAAAUUCAGUACAAGACUGAAUAUCAAAUAUAGCGCUUUUGUGAAUGGAUGCAGAUAAAUAUCCCAGUAAAAUGAAUUAUUAAUUACAUAGUAUGUGUAUAUUUUAUUUCUUUCCUCUUCAAUCUAAUCAAAGUACACACACUCACGAAUGAAAAAAAAAAAACAAAAGCAAACAAAUAAAACUUUUACAAUUAUUUUGAUUUUAAUCUGAUAUUAAUAGAAUGAGAAUCCAUAUGAAUAUAAACAUGUGUACUAUAAAUUUUGAACCGAAACAAAAAAUUUUAUUCAAAGAAUUGAACAAAAUAAAAUAUGCAAUGGAAGUUGCUUCAUGGUGGGAAUUAAUUUAUGCUCACACAAAAAUGCAAUAUUUUAAAUGAUUACAAUGCUACAGCGCAAUUUCUUUUGUUGCCGAAGAAAGAAGACAAAAAAAAACAAGCACGAAAACCCAUACAUAUGUAUAUUUUUCGAUUAUUUAUGUGUACGGUAUCAUUAUAUUCUACAUCUCACGCGAAGCACCAACAUACUCAACAUAUUCAUUUACAGUCGCCACAACAAUAAUUAUGAAAAUGAAAUCUGUCUUAAUCGCUAAUCAUGUUAAAAUAUUCUCCAGAAUCCAUCUUGGUGUAUGGAUUUAUUUAUCCGCAUUGGUUUUCACUGCCACACUAUUUAUAAAUUAAAGUUUUGCCUAUUUGUUUGUUCAAACAAAAAAAAACACUGACUUCUAUUGGCGUGUGGGAUGAAACAAAACAUAUGUAAAAGGCAUAUAAUCCACAUAAGUCAGUAUUUGUUGCAGGAAAAAUGUGUGACUUUGUUUUUGUUCUGCUGCAUUUCAUGACAAAAUUCAAGCAAAAUGUUUGUUAAAAACUCGGUUUUAGAAAAAAAGAAAAAAAAAGCAACAUGUUUUAUACCAUUUUGUAUAUAAUUCAUUCAAAAUUUGUUCAUUUUUAUACUCAUCACUCAAUUUUGUUUAUUUUUAUCGUGUUUGGCUUGUCAUUAAAACACUUAAUUCGCUAAAUAAGGCAUGGUUUGUUUUGCAUUCGAUGUGUGAUGACUCUACCGUCAAAAUUGAGCCACCAUCUUCCGGUUUGUGAUUUGAAGUCCAGCAUUUUUCUUCGACAUUUAACGCUAUAUUUCAAUAUUUUUCCGUUUGCAGUCGGUAAAAGUGGUAAAUUAUGCGUUCACUUUAAAACGAUCGCCGAUUGCUACUUUGAUGGCCACUCAUGUGCAUCACACAAACACGAAGCUUCUUUCAACACAUGAAAAACUGCAUUCAUUGAGUUUCAUCUCAGUGCCCAAACUACCGUUCAAUCAUGCAAUACCAUAAUAGCUAUAUUAUGAAAUUCAUUGAAUAAGAAUACUGAAAAAAACAAACAAUUCAAGAUGCAUUUUUCCGUGGGUAGCCUCAUAUAAUAAUCAAUAAUGCACUUUAUAAAGUAUAAAGUAAGUAUUUGACGAGAAAUGAAAUAUCAUCGGAAUUAAAUAAAACAAAGUCAAAUGAAGUAAUAAGAAUUGUACGAGAAAAGCAAACAAAAGAUGAACACCAUUUUUCUGAACUUCAGCACACAAUUCACACAAACUGAAAAACACACAUACACACACACAUUGACAAACUUGAGAUGUAGAUAUUAAAAUAUUUGACGGAAAAUAUCCACAUUAGAUAUCGAGAUGUAAUAUAUUUGCAAACUUAUUUGUAAGUAUUAAUAGUGGACUGGUGCAAACGAAAUUUUCGGUGUUCCAAACAACACGAUUUUCAAAGACAUUUUGAGUCCACAAACCGUAUGCGGUAUUAAGUGGACGUUUCGAUGAAAAUUCACUAUAAACUUUGUGAUUAUUUAAUACCUGUAGAUAUAAAUUUUUGCAGUUAAGUAUUAUCGUUUGAUGACGACCGUCGCAUGGAAGUGAUAUCCCCAUUUAACAGCUAUGAACACAAAUUCUCGUUUAUACAAACUUAUUUUGAAAUCAUUUGUUUAAAAAAAAACACAAUAAACGAUGAUUGCAAUCGCUUGCAUGAUUUAUGAAACACUGAUCCACGUGACCCUUAUCAUUUGAUUUUAUCGAUCAACCAAACAAAUAAUGAAACAUGUAUUUAAUUAUAUACUUUUAAGACUUGAAAGGAUGUAAUAAUGUGAAAAACGCAAAUUUAAUUUAAAUGAACAAAUAAAAAAGAAAAA